UUGGCUGAGGAGGCUCGGUGUAGGCGGGACAGUGACUGUCAGCUCAGCUGUUAGUCAGGGAAAUGUUUUAAAUAUAUAUAUAUAUAUAUAUAUUUCUGCGUGUCGUAAUACGUAGUCACUACAGGUAUCUCGCUUUCUUGUCUCUAUUUGAACAAAUAUUAGCCGGCUGGUUAAGCUAACGUUAGGUUGACUUGCUAAGUAACGUUUGUACUGUUGGAACAGCAGCACGGUGUUUUAGGUUUACAGAGACGUUAACAGAGGAUGCUGGAGUCAAUAAAAGUGACAGAAAGACUCCACUGGCCAGAGGUAGAAAUGUCCAAAAAGUACAUCUUAAACUCAACUGACGAGGCACUGAGUCCAAGCCAAGUGUACCUGGAGAAGAUAUCUUCAGCUGUCCUCAAAGACCUCUUUAGUGCUGGCUCCAGCAGCUACAACGUCCUGCUGCAGGCUGAGGAGGAGGAGAAGAAGAGCCCGAAGCAGUCCCCGUACAAAAGACCAAAACCAUCAUUGAAAUCUGGCUCCAUGUUUAGUAAAAGAAACCGUCCAGGCAUGGCUCCUAAAAAGGUGCGUGCUGCAGAAGGUGGCAGUAAACCCGCACAGGCAAAUCGGGUCUUCUCAGGCAGCUAUUCCAAUGUCCCGAAACCAGCACGGAACAUCGCAGUCGUGGGCAGCACCAUGGGCCUGACCCCUCGCGCAGUUCCACAGCUCAGAAAGGCGUGCAUCCCCAAUUCCCCUCGCACUAAACUUCCCUCGUUGCACAAAGCAGCGAUCGCGCGGGAAGUGGAAUAUGCCAAGAAGCUCUGCAUCCUUUCAGCCAUCAAGCCAUCUAAUGUUGAGAAAGAGAAGGCCAAAUUUUUUAAGUCUGACUUCAACUACAAUCCACAGUUUGAGUACAGCAACCCUGUCUCUCCACUUGUCCUGGCCCGGCAUAACAAUGCCUCAGACCAUUUUCUCACACAGGCAGUGCACAUCAUGGAGCUUGCCCUGCAGCGAUAUGGCAGCUAUGAGAAGUUUGAACAGGUCACUGGGGGCAACCUCCUCACCAAGAGUCGCAUCUGGCACAACGUCAAAAAAUACAUGGAGAAAGAAGGUUGCUUGGGGGAGAUUGUAGUCCAGGUGACAGAUGACCUUCUGUCCAGAGCAUCCAUGACAGUGGUGAAUGGCAGACCCACAUUGACCAUCAACAUCUCCACUGCCCGGGAGCACUGGCUGGAAGGCAUGCUGAGGCAUGAGAUUGGCACACAUUAUUUCCGUGGCAUCAACAACUGUCACCAGCCGUGGAGCAGCAGCGUGGGCAGGAAGAAGCACAACCUGAAGCCUCUGAACCCCACAGAGGAGGGCCUGGCCAGCAUCCACAGUGUCCUGUUCAGGAAAGACCCCACUCUGUGGCGCGCCGCCCUGCUCUACUACACUGUCUACCAGGCCAGCCGCAUGUCUUUCUCUCAGCUCUUCCACAAUCUUGGACGCUUCGUCCAGGACCCCAACACCCGCUGGGACUACUGCGUCCGAGCCAAGAGAGGCCAGACCGAUACAGCACAGCCAGGAUGCUUCAGUAAAGAUCAGGUCUACCUGGAUGGUAUCCUGAAGAUCCUGAGAUACAGAGACAAGAUCAACUUCUCACUGCUAAUGGCUCUAGGAAAG
Molecule: messenger RNA, 1641 nt
Organism: Morone saxatilis (striped sea-bass)
Lineage: Eukaryota; Metazoa; Chordata; Actinopteri; Moronidae
Gene: matcap2
Source: RefSeq, a predicted model, not a curated record